UGCGAACCUCACAUUCGAUUCCGAGUCACCCUUCCCUACCUCUUUUUUUUUUCUUUUGAUCUAAGAUAACAACAAACCACCACCACGAUAACCUACGCCAGCAAUAAAAAGGAAGAGGAAAUGUCCAACCCAAACCUGUACGGCCACCCGCCGCGCAAAAAGUCCUCGACCGCCCAGAACGCCGCCCCCUCCUCCUCAACGCUCGCCUUCACCACCACCUUAUCCAACCUCAUCGCCGCCCGAGACUCGGGAUCCACAUCGACGACAACGACGACGACGACGACGACCGGCCGCCCCCGCCCCUCCAAACACAAAGACGCAUCGGAUGGCCUCUUCGCCCGCCCGAACCGCGGGGCGCAGAAGCGCGCGGCGCAGGAUCUUGUGGACGACCGCGAUGCGACGACCUCCUCCGGGGGUGCGGCUGCGCAGGUACACCAGCUAAGUCGCGAUCUCGGCGGUCGAGUGGACGAGGCGGUGCUGCUGCGGUCGAAGCGGCGGAUGCAGGAGAAGGCGCGGGUGUAUGAGGAUUUGAAGCGGGGUUUGUAUCUUGGUGGUAGUGAUUCUGAGGAUCAGGAUGAUCGGGAAGGGGAAGGGGAAGGGGAGAGGUAUUUGAGGACGUUGAGGCGGAGGGAGAGGGAGGGGUUGGUGGAUUUUGAUCGCAAGUGGGCGGAUACGCGCUCAAAUCUUGAUGGGGACGAUGACGACGAGGAGGGUGAGGGUGAGGGUGAGGAUGGGGGUGGCAGGGACGAUGCGUCGAUUGUCUCCUAUGAGGAUGAAUUGGGGCGGACGAGGCGCGGGACUAGGGCGGAGGCGGCGGAGGCGGCGAGAGUGAAGAGGCAGCAGCAGGAGGAUGGGGAAGGGGAUGGAGCCCGUCAUGAGGCCGGGGAAAGGUGGCGGCCGCGUCGGCCGGAGAAUCUGAUCUAUGGGGAGACCGUGCAGAGCGAGGCGUUUAACCCGGAUGCCAACAUCGCGGCGCACAUGGCGUACCUGGCCAAACGCCGGGAUCGCUCGGUGACCCCGCCGGAGGAGACGCAUUACGAUGCCGAGGCCGAGGUCAGGAACCGCGGGACCGGGUUCUAUGCCUUCGCUAGGGAUGAGGAGACGAGGCGGCGGCAGAUGGAGGAGCUGCGGGUCGCGAGGGAGGAGACGCAGAGGGAGCGGGAAGAGAAGCAGCAGCGGCGCGCGAGGAGGGAAGAGGCCAGGAACGAGAGGCGCGUCAAGGUCGAGGAGUUGAGGUCCAAGAGGCGCGCGGAGAUGUUCCUGGCAGGGUUGGGCGACGUCGGCGUGGUAUGAACUGAAUGACUACCACGAAAGUGAGAGUUCGUGCUGGCGUUGCGUGUUUGUUACUCUAGAGAUACCCA
Molecule: messenger RNA, 1361 nt
Organism: Aspergillus uvarum CBS 121591
Lineage: Eukaryota; Fungi; Ascomycota; Eurotiomycetes; Eurotiales; Aspergillaceae
Product: CCDC174 family protein
Exons: 1
Coding region: 121-1293 (390 amino acids)
Cellular component (GO): nucleus
Source: RefSeq, a predicted model, not a curated record